Hydra vulgaris (swiftwater hydra) is the source of this 1982-nucleotide messenger RNA. NCBI's taxonomy places the organism in Eukaryota, Metazoa, Cnidaria, Hydrozoa, Anthoathecata, Hydridae. The record is from RefSeq and is a predicted model, not a curated record.
CGGCAUUAUUAAAAUAUUUAUGUGUUUGUUUACCGGCUCAGUAUUAAUUUCUAAAAUGUCGGAAGAAAAUGGCGCUAAUUUUGAUUUAUCACAGCUAAGAAACCUUGUUCGACAAUAUAUAGAUCAACAUAUGUACAAAACAGCAUUAUUUUGGGCUGAUAAAGUGUAUACAUUAUCAAAAAGAGAACCUCAGGAUUGUCUGUGGUUUGCUCACGCUUUGUUUCUCACAAAGCAGUUUUCCAGGGCUGUUCAUCUUCUUAAAUCAAACGAUCUUAUUAUUAAAAAUUCUGCUGCUAAAUACUUAGCUGCUCGUUGUUUAUACGAAGAAAAAGAGUUCAAAGCUGCACUUGAAAUACUAGAAUCAGAAACCAAUGAUAAUAAGUUAGAAUUCAGAAUUCAAAAUGGAGGUAGUUUAUCAGUUGACAGAAAUAGUAGCAGUAGUAGUAGCUCGUCAGUUUUUGCUAUUCAUAGUAAUAACAGGAAACUUGAAAGUUCUAUAGCUCUUCUUAAAGGAAUGAUUCAUGAAAAUUUUGAAAACAAGGUACUUGCAACUAAGUACUAUAAAGAUGCCCUUCAACAUGAUGUUUAUUGCUUUGAAGCAUUUGACAAUCUUAUUUCUCACAAUAUUAUGAAUACUUCUGACGAGUUUUUGUUUCUUCAGACUCUUCCUUUUUCUCAACAAUGCAGUUUAGAAGAAGAAAAAUUACUUAAAGUUGUUUAUGGGUGUAAAAUUAAUAAGUUUUCUUUACCAAUUCAUGAAAAACUUCCAUCAUAUCUUGAAUUACUCAAAGAGAAUUUAGAUUUUAUAGUAUGCAAUGCAGAACAGUAUUUUAAUAAUUACCACUACCAGGAGGCAUUUCAAUUGGCAUCUUUUGUUUAUAAAACUGAUCCUUUACACGAAUCAUGUUUACCUUUGUAUAUAUCAUGUUUAGUUGAAUUUAAAAUGAAGAAUGAACUUUAUCAUGUUGCAAAUAAAUUAGUUAAUAACUAUCCUUACAAAGCAGUGUCGUGGUUUGCUGUAGGUUCUUAUUACCUAAUUAUUAAAAAAAAUGAACCUGCUAGAAAAUAUUUCAGUAAAGCUACUUCAAUUGAUAUAAAUUUUGGUCCAGCUUGGUUAGGAUUUGCACAUAGUUAUGCUAGUGAAGGUGAGCGGGAUCAAGCUAUAUCUGCUUAUUUUAGUGCAUCCAAAAUAAUGCCAGGAUCUCAUCUUCCAUAUUUAUAUUUAGGUCUUGAGUAUUCUCUGUCAAAUAAUUUUUCCUAUGCUAGCAAAUUUUAUAAAGAAGCCCUUGCAAUAUCUCCAGAUGAUUUACAUAUCAGAAUUGAGCUUGCAGUGCUUGGAUAUGAAAAUGGAGAGUAUAAGCAAGCUGAGCUAUAUUUGUUAACUUCUUUAGAAAAAAUUGAAAAAAUAGAUUGCAAUGCAUCAGACAUAAUAGAACCUCUUUAUAUUAAUCUUGGACAUGUAUCACGUAAGCAAAAAAAAUUUGAUGAAGGAAUUAUGUAUUACCAAAAAGCAUUACUGUUUAAUCCCAAAUGUUCCAGCACUUAUGCAUCGAUAGGUUUGUGUUUUCUUUUAAAAAAACAUUUUAAAAGUGCUGUGGAAUAUUGUCAUAAGUCAUUAGCAUUAAAAAAACAUGACACAAUAGCAAUACAACUCCUUGAACAAGCACUUGAUUGCUUAUCACAUUCAAAAGACCAUUUUCUCCUUGAUGAAGAGAUUGUUUAUAAUAGCAAAUCUGAAUCCAGACUUUCAUCUUCAUCCAUUGAUUUAAGUUGUGUUUCCAAUAAUCCUACUCCAUCAACAGAAACACUUGAAUCAUCAACUAUAGAAAUGACUGAUAGUUUGUAAAAUAUCCUGUGUAUAGUUGUGAGCUAAGAACAUGCAAGAAGAUAUUGAAGCUAAAGAGAGACAUUUAGAUCCUGCUUACUUAGAAAAGAUUAAUCAUUUUAAAAAAGUUAUUCAGUUGGAAUAUGUUCGUAUUUGU